UGUAAAGGCAUAUAUAGGAUAAAGAAAAGUAAAGUUAUUUAGGCAAUAAUAGGAAGUGAUCAUGGCAAACAAGUUGUCCAUAGUUAUCCUUUGUCUUGCUUUGGUAGUGGUUCAUACCACAGCAGCAAGAGAAAUGCCAAGUGACAAUGGUCUUUCUGACCAAAAGAAUGCUUUUGUAGGCGCUGGAGGUAUUAGUGGCAUUGGAAGCAAUGGACUACCUUUUGGUGGAGUUGUUAGUGGAGUAGGUGGCAAUGUUGGUGGAUUUGGUGCUGGAAUUGGUGGUGGAGCUGGAUUUGGUGGAGGAAUUGGGGGUGGUGGACUAGGUGGAGUAGGAGGACUAGGUAGUAUUGGUGGCGAUGCUGGUGCUGGGGCUGGUGCAGGAAGUCUUCCACUUCCAUGAAGUUAUUCAUCACUUUUAUGUAACUAAUUUUUAUUCUCAUCUAUAUUAGUUAAGUUUGUUUCAUGCAUGUUUGAUUAUGGUCAAGAUUGCUAGCUAACUAGUGUGAGAAAAGAGUGAUUUUUUUUUUUUCAUUUUUUGGUUGUUGUUGUUGUUGUUUGGUUUUAUCCAUAUUGUAAUGUUACAUGAUAUUUUUCCGUGUUCAAUGAAAGUAAGUUGU
Messenger RNA from Solanum stenotomum, 617 nucleotides. Its product is annotated as glycine-rich protein 5-like. Bases 62 to 400 code for a protein of 112 amino acids. NCBI's taxonomy places the organism in Eukaryota, Viridiplantae, Streptophyta, Magnoliopsida, Solanales, Solanaceae. The record is from RefSeq and is a predicted model, not a curated record. The transcript has a single exon.